CAGAGCACAGAUCGAAUUCAAAAAUCGAGCAGUGAACAAGUAGGAGCAACUUUGCGCUAAAGCAAAAUUUCAAAAGAGAAAAAAAAGGAUUAAAAACCUUUGCUUACAAGUCAAACAAGUUCAUUCAACUUAACCAAAGAAAAAAUAUUUUAUUCUCGCAAAAGGAGCAUAACCUAAAGAAAAAGGAAAAAUGUCGCUAUCUACUCUGCUUUCGCUUGUGGACGAACUCCAGGCGCCCCGCAGCCCCAUCUACGAGCUGGGACUGGGGUUGCAUCCGCAUUCCCGCUACGUGCUGCCACUUGGCACUCAGCAGCGCCGUUCCAUCAACGGAUGCCCUUGCGCAUCGCCGGUAUGCCCAUCUUCGCCCGCCGGCCAGGUUUUGGCUCUACGUGGCGAGAUGGCCAACAGCAACGACAUCCACUGGCCGGCAACCGCCCAUGUGGGCAAGGAUGGAUUCCAGGUGUGCAUGGACGUCGCCCAGUUCAAGCCGAGUGAGCUCAAUGUGAAGGUGGUGGACGACUCCAUUUUGGUCGAGGGCAAGCAUGAGGAACGCCAGGACGACCAUGGUCACAUCAUGCGCCACUUUGUGCGCCGCUACAAGGUUCCCGAGGGCUACAAGGCGGAGCAAGUGGUCUCGCAGCUGUCGUCGGAUGGCGUGCUCACCGUCAGCAUUCCCAAGCCGCAGGCCAUCGAGGACAAGUCCAAGGAGCGCAUCAUUCAAAUCCAGCAAGUGGGACCUGCUCACCUCAACGUUAAGUCGAACGAUAGCGAGGUGAAGGGCAAGGACGGCAAGGAGAACGGAGCACCCAAUGGCAAGGACAAGUAAAGGAGCCACCGAGAAAGUCAUCCAUCAUCACCCAUCAUCAUUCCCCUACUUAAUUGUUCCUAAUUUAUUGCAUUGCAUUUGUAAUGAGCUAAAGACUAGAAUACUCAUAAUAAUUUAAUAAAUCUUUUGUUCACCUGGUGUGGAAAAUUAAAA
Molecule: messenger RNA, 979 nt
Organism: Drosophila sechellia
Lineage: Eukaryota; Metazoa; Arthropoda; Insecta; Diptera; Drosophilidae
Gene: Hsp26
Product: Heat shock protein 26
Exons: 1
Coding region: 191-826 (211 amino acids)
Biological process (GO): protein refolding; response to heat
Cellular component (GO): cytoplasm; nucleus
Source: RefSeq, a predicted model, not a curated record